Rattus rattus (black rat) is the source of this 1765-nucleotide messenger RNA. RefSeq names its product thioredoxin like 4B (gene Txnl4b). The transcript has 3 exons. Lineage: Eukaryota; Metazoa; Chordata; Mammalia; Rodentia; Muridae. Gene Ontology annotation, biological process: mRNA splicing, via spliceosome. Gene Ontology annotation, cellular component: spliceosomal complex; U4/U6 x U5 tri-snRNP complex; U5 snRNP. The record is from RefSeq and is a predicted model, not a curated record. Bases 115 to 564 code for a protein of 149 amino acids.
AUCAGUGCUAAAUGGUGUUGUUCUGUUCUCUCUGUUAGGACUCACGCACUUCAUCUAGGCAGCCUUUAGACACUGCAGAAUUGACAGUGCCAACUAGCAUUGGACUCUUUCAAGAUGAGCUUCCUCUUGCCCAAACUGACCAGCAAGAAAGAAGUAGACCAGGCGAUCAAGAGCACUGCGGAGAAGGUCUUGGUUCUCAGGUUUGGGAGGGAUGAAGACCCCGUGUGUCUGCAGCUGGAUGAUAUUCUUUCAAAGACUUCAGCUGACCUGAGUAAAAUGGCUACCAUCUACCUGGUGGACGUGGACCACACUCCAGUUUAUACACAGUAUUUUGACAUCAGUUAUAUUCCCUCUACCGUAUUUUUCUUCAAUGGGCAGCACAUGAAAGUAGAUUAUGGGUCGCCGGAUCACACUAAAUUCGUAGGAAGCUUCAAAACCAAACAAGACUUCAUAGAUUUGAUUGAAGUCAUCUACCGGGGAGCAAUGCGAGGAAAACUUAUUGUUCAAAGUCCUAUUGACCCCAAGAACAUACCCAAAUACGACCUCCUCUAUCAAGACAUUUAGCACUCGCUGCUGUUGGAGAGAAGAGAGGCACAGGCUGAAACAGAACCUGAACCCAGAGAGCCUGUGGUCUGGAGUCCCUCAGAGACAUGCUCACUGCCUGAGCAAGGAGGUUUGAUAGGUCUGUAAUCAACGGCCCCUCUGCAGAAGCCCCAGUGCUCCCAGAAUGGAGAUGCCUGAGUGUCCAUUCUCUGAGAGCCUCAGAGCAGUGAGCGAGUGACAGGUGGCGUUGUAACGUCCCUUUAUCUUGACUUUCUUUCCCCCUUAAGGUCAAGCCUCCUCCUAGGCGCUGUGAGAACAGCUUGGCCAUGUUUGUGCACACGGGCUCUCCUGGGCCUCCAUUUACUCAUUUACUUGCCCCUUCUGCUCCCUCCUAUCCCAGCUCCUCUUGAAAUAGUUAAUACUUAGAUGCAGGGGAGUUCAUUUGUUUCCUCACAGACUGAAAGCAGAACCCGCCCACAUAUUUACAGCUGGCAGGUCGUUAAUUGACAAGAGAAAAAUGUGGCUCUCCACCACCCAGCACAGUUUGAGCUAAAUAACAAGUUAACUGCCCUUGGGAAGUAAGGGACAGGGCUCCCCAGAAAGCAGUGCCACCACCCCUUAUUUCAAGGACUCAAGGCCAAAAGGGUAUCAGAUUGUUAAGGGAGCAAUGCCUUGAAGGUUUGCUAUUCCAAGGGCUUUUGCAGAACAUGACCCAACCUCAGGAAACUUGUGUUUCUCGUAAGCCUGUGGUAGUGGUUGUCCCUGACACUAGAGUGAGAGAGCAGGGGCAGAGCUGGAGGGCUAUGGCCAGGAAGCUUGUGACCUGCUGGGCAGCAAGGGACUUGUUGACAGCAGAGGCUCACGUGUGUGGGAGGCAACACUGUCACCACAGGGCCAACCCUGGCAUUAGCUGCUUACUACUAAGCUUGUCCUUUAGAGAAAAGUGAAACAGGACCUGGUUCUGACAGAUGUGGCACAGAAAGAAGGUUGUUUGGGUUUUCUGAGUCCUCUGCUUAAAGCUGAGCAAUGCUUCAGGGAGGUGCAGACAGCCCUUUCCCACCACCUCCUUAGGAUGCCUGGGGCUGUGACAGCCACCCUGGACACGUGGGAUGAAGAGUUAGAGAUCGUAAGAGUCAGAUCCCUGAUGUUACUGAAGUCCUGGGUGAACGAUAAACUCUCCUCCAGUCCCUAUGAUGGAAUAAAAGGUCUUUGUCCAACUGAC